AUGGCGCCUGGAGGAGACGCGCCAACGCGUGACAGCUCAUCUCCCGGUCUCUCCUCGCCUCCCUCCGGCUCCCUAUCCGAACCCGGCUCACCACUCAAACACAUCAACCACCACAGUCGAACCAGCAUGGAUAUGGACGAGAUCAUCGUCGACCCCUCGCAGCCCAGGUUUGGCGUUGCACCACCCACAACACCCCAGCCCGAAGUCCGCCUCACAGCAGCGGGCCUGCCGAGGAAGAAGCCCGGCCGCAAACCUGGCUCGACCUUGAAGCCUAAGAACCCCGAUGACCCGCCCAAGGUUCGAAAGCCCAGGAAGCCCAAAGACCCCAACGCCCCGCCCAUUCAGCGAAAACGCAAGUCCGCCCCUGCCCAGGAUGAACCGGUCGAACCUGCCGACUCCAAGUCCCUCGCUGCUUCCGCUUCUGCCUCUGCCUCUGCCUCUGCCUCCGCCUCUGCCUCCGCCUCGGCUUCCUCAUCGCGUCAACAUCGCAUCUCCGACAUCGUCGACAUUGACUCGGCCGAUUCGGGAACCCGCACACCGUCGGCCCAAGACUACGUCUCCCAAAAGGCCCCCAAGCGGGAAGAGCUGCCGAGGUCGAUGCAGAGCAUACUCAACUCCGACCCGGAGCCUCUGUCGAGGCACCCCUCCAACGGAAGCACGACGCUGCCCACGCGAACGAGCGGCCAGAGCUAUGACCCCAUCCGCGGCAACUACGACCCCGUGCGAGGCAUUUUCGGCAACGCCACCUCGCCACGGCCGCCGACAUCCACCCUCAACCGCGCCAGCGCGUCGCCCUCGAUCGCCAGUCUCGUCGAGCCUGUCCGCGGCGUCGCCGCCUCGCCCUCCCAACAACAGUCCUACCAGCAGAACCACGCGCAAUCUCGCGUCGAGUCGGCCCCCACAUCGCCCCUCUACCACCACGCCCGCCCUGCGCCCCAGCCCAUGGCCAAGCCCGCGCCGCCCGACGCGACGAAAGCGACCGCAGCACCGCCUUCCGUCUCGGCCGGCAAGUCGGAGCCCAAGUCCCGCGAAGUCCCCUUGGCCACCGGCAUCACGGCGCUGAAAAAGGCGAACAAGGCCAAGUCGAGCACGGCAGCCUCGUCACCGAAGAACACGAUGGACGACCCGACGAUCCUACCGACCGACACGAACCGCUCGAUUCUCGACUUUGGCAAGGCGGAGCCCGGCAAGGACUUCCAGGCGCCCUCGAUCGUUCUGCACAUUCCCCUCCAGGUGGGCGAGACCAACAAGUAUGUCAACUUUAUGCGCGAAGCCGAGGAGCGCUACGGCUGGGACGCACUGCAUCCACGCGUCGCCGCGCAGCGCGACCGCAAGGCACGCAUCGCCGCGGCAUCGGCGGCGCUCGAGAAGACGGCGUCAGGGCAAGAGUCGGGCGACGACGCCUCGUCCGACUCGGACAACGAGGCGAGCAAUGCCGAGAUGGGCGGCAUGACGAGCGGGCAGGACGUCGUGGCACAGCCCAAGAAGAAGAAGAGGAAUUUCAAGGAGGACCAGUACGACAAGGAGGACGACUUUGUGGACGACUCGGAGAUGCUCUGGGAAGAGCAAGCUGCCGCGAGCAGGGACGGCUUCUUCGUCUACUCGGGACCGCUGGUGCCGGAGCCCGAGAAGCCUGCCACGAGACCAGAUGGACUGCCGAAGCGUGGACGUGGCAGUCGCGGCGGGCGCGGCAGCCGGGGCGGUUCGCGCGGCAACCGCGAGGGCGGCGAGGGCAGCACGCGCGGUGGCGGACCGGGGUCGCGCGGCGGCCCGGGAUCGCGCGGCGGGCGCGGGUCUCGAGGCGGCGCGCUCACGAGGAAGCCGCGCAUCACAAAGUCGGAGAAGGAGCAGCUCGAGAGGGAAAAGGCCGAGAGGCAACGGGUGGCCGAGAUGAACGCCAAGGGAAGCGGCAGCUACGUGUUUCAGCCGCAGACGCCGUCGCUCGCGGUCGGGACGGCUGGCGCAUAG
Verticillium nonalfalfae is the source of this 1968-nucleotide messenger RNA. RefSeq lists its product as uncharacterized. The record is from RefSeq and is a predicted model, not a curated record. NCBI's taxonomy places the organism in Eukaryota, Fungi, Ascomycota, Sordariomycetes, Glomerellales, Plectosphaerellaceae. The transcript is spliced from 2 exons. Bases 1 to 1968 code for a protein of 655 amino acids.